AUGACCGAUCUAAAAAAAAUUAAUCAAAUUCCAAAAGAUCUUGUACGGAAAGUCGAGACUGGAGAAACUGUAUCUGAUGAUCGCGAAAUUUUGUUUUUUGAGGAUGCAAAUGUAAAUUAUAAAAUUGACUUCCCAUGUCAAGUAAAUUGGGGACUUGGUGCUCUCUUGAAUGUAUAUAUAACGUCAAAGUCUUUUAUUUUGUUUGAUUCCGAGCAAAAUUUCGGUUGGCGAAUUCCAUAUAAGCUAAUUACCCUGCAUGCAAAACAAAGUAAUCCAAAACCCUUUGUGUACUUACAGUUGGAGGGAGAUCUUAUGUCUUUAUGUUCAUGCAAAACGACGUCCGAAGAAGAGGAGUUUCUUAGAAAAGGAAUCGUUGGAAAGAAUGGCGAAAAAAUCGUUAUAGUUGACAUACAUGGCUCUUUACUCCAUGCGAAUGCUUCAUCGAUGUCUGAGAAUGAUUUCAAGUCUAUGUCCAUAACUUACACUACACCCGUAACAGCUUUGUUGCAAGACCAGUCUGGAAAUGUAUAUAGAUCUAAAAACAUGAAUGAACUUUCCAACCUUUACUCGUGCUUGUUUGGCCAAGAGCCUCCGUUUCAGAUCAAUGGCGCCGGAGAAUUCUCUGAAACAAACGACGCCUCAGAAAUUGAAGACGAUACUGCAUGGUCACCCGUUUUUGAGAUAACUUUGUUUCUAUCGGAUUUCGAUACAUGUUACCAAGCUUUAUGUGCAUGUCAGUCUUUACAUCCUGAUCCACUCUCUGAUGAAGAACAAGAUGAUUUUUCAUUACUUUCCGAUCCGAACCAUCAAUGGAUUACAGCAGAUAAUUUGGAUGAAAGUGCUAGCACUAUAGAAAUUGAUACCGACCAAGAAUACUCAAAAUGGCGACGUACCGAGUGA
This is a messenger RNA of Schizosaccharomyces octosporus yFS286, 900 nucleotides long. RefSeq lists its product as uncharacterized. Bases 1 to 900 code for a protein of 299 amino acids. The record is from RefSeq and is a predicted model, not a curated record. Gene Ontology annotation, biological process: mRNA cis splicing, via spliceosome. NCBI's taxonomy places the organism in Eukaryota, Fungi, Ascomycota, Schizosaccharomycetes, Schizosaccharomycetales, Schizosaccharomycetaceae. Gene Ontology annotation, cellular component: cytosol; spliceosomal complex. The transcript has a single exon.